UUGACGUUUUCAAAUCACGGAACAAUCGCAAGGAAAAUCGCAUCGAGUAUAUUAGCGUACGCGUUCUCCAUUUGCUGCUCGCAAAAGUGUAGUUUUCCCGUUAUUUCCCUUUAAAGUUAUAUCGGAGAAUAAGUUUGUGUUGUUGGUGAUUUGUGAUAAAGUAUUAGACAGGAGCGAUGGCGGAUGAUCAACAGCCUGGUCCAUCUCAAGCGUCUGCAUCUGGGAAGAAUAAAAACCAAACCGGCCAAGAGCAGAAUCAGUCGCAAAGCCAUGGCAGAAAACGAAAGUUAUCGACAAAACAAGCAAGGGCAAACAAAAGAGACGGUCCCACCGAAGAAGAGCUGGAUGCUGAAAGGCUACGCUGUAUGUUAGAACCGGUUCUCGAAACAUUGCGUGGCCUGGAAACGCGCAAUGAAGGCGAAGUUAUGAGAGCACUGAUCACCACACUCCAACCGUCGCAGGUCGAAAUUGAGAUGGCACUCAAUAAUGUCAAGAUGGACUUGGACAAUGUACUGCCCUUCCCGAACAACAACUACAUGAUUUACGAUUUCGGUUCCAUCAAGUCCGGAUUGGCUUUCCGAGACUCGGAUCUUGAUUUUUACGUUCAUUACGAGAAUAAUAGCGAGAGUCCACCGGAUCAGAAGAAGCUUAUUCAUGUUAUAUGCGGUCGGAUGGCACGAGAUCCGAAUUUUUACAACCUGACGAAGAUUCUGGGGGCAAAGGUGCCUCUUUUACGUGCCGUUCAUGGGCCAACCAAUUUGACCUGCGACAUUAAUUUCUGUAACGCUCGCGGCUGUUACAAUAGCAAGUUUAUUCAUGCUAUAACUAGAUUUGACCACCGUAUCCACAAGCUGGCAGUCAUCGUUAAGUUCUGGGCCAAGUGCGCCUUUCUGUUGACUAAUCACCGGCAGAUGAAUACCUACUGCAUCAUAAUGAUGUUGAUAUUCUAUCUGCAGACAAAGAAACUGCCGCUGCUACCAUCGGUUCAGGAUUUGCAAAUGGGAAUCCCCAGGAUUAACUAUGGUGCUUGGAAUUUGGGUUAUCCGCGGGACAUCGAUUUCGUAUCGAUGAACAAAGAAUCGGUUAAAUCAUUGCUGAGCAAUUUUUUUAAAUAUUACGCCAAUUUUGAAUAUGAGACAAAUUUGAUUUCUCCGUACGUUGGCCGCCUGUGCAGUGUACAGGAGAUGAAACAGUCCAAGGUACGGGAACUGCAACCGUAUUACCGGGCUGUGGGACACCAGAACUAUCCGAAGUUUAAUUUUGGUACGAUGAUAUCGAUUCAAGACCCGUUUGAGUUGAAUCUCAACAUCGGCGGAGUUUGCAAUUCCACUGCACACUUUCAACAGUUCAAAUUGAGCUUCAAACAAGCCCAUGAAGUUUGCUGUGCAACGAGCACAGAGCCGUUUAAUAAAAUGUUGGAAAGUCUGUUUACUAAUGUAAAACGCUAUCAAAAACCUGGUAAAGCUGGCGCAAAUCCGACCAAUAACCAAGCCAAUAACGGUACAAUACAGAAAGAACUAGGGCAAGUUGGCCAUUGGAAAAUUUGUCGACUGCUGCCGAUUGAAUACGAACUAUUCAUUGUUCGACAGAUCCUUCUAGCUAAACUCACCGAUAAAGAAAGCGUCAUUACCGAACGUCAAAUCAAGGAUAUGUGGGCCGACUGCAUGCUGGAUUUCAUCGAGGAUAUUCUGCAGAAAAUUUACCUCUGCACUUUGACACCUUUACCGGAUGCGGACCCCGCCUCGAGCGUUCCCAUUAGUAUCAACAAAAAAGACCUACGCACUUUCCAACUAACUUCUGAACGUCAAGUAAUCUUCAAACGUCCUCGGCUGCAAUUUUCUAACGAAGAGGAACUGAACAACGAAAUCGCCAUCAGUAAGGCUCGAUGGACGAUGAACAGACCGCUCGUCUUCUCGACCCGGGUGGACAUGUUCAAGACACAGGAUGCCAUUGAGUUUCACAUCACCGAAGAACAACGCAAGAAUGGUUCGAUUCGAGUAUUUGUCGAAACCUGUUUCCUCCCCCAGGUCAGAAAGUGCAUCGGCGGCUACUUCAAGCUGAUGCUGUCCAAGACUGAGGAAAAAAGUAAAGCACAGGCAACAAAAUCAGCAGCAAUGCAGUGAAUUGUGGUUUGGAUUACAUUCGGAUAUGUUUCUUUUUUACGAUUAGGUUUCAAAGCUUAGCAAAAUCAGAGCUAAAUUAUUUAAACUGUCGACAUCUUAGUGUGAGGUUUUUUUUUAUUAUCUGUUCUUUAGGACAGAACAAAAGUGAAUCACGAUCUGAGGUUUUCAGCACCCUAACCUCUUUUAAUGAAAUAAAGGAAUGAUUGCGUAAUAUCAA
Topomyia yanbarensis is the source of this 2340-nucleotide messenger RNA. RefSeq lists its product as uncharacterized. The transcript is spliced from 3 exons. Gene Ontology annotation, molecular function: RNA uridylyltransferase activity. The record is from RefSeq and is a predicted model, not a curated record. Lineage: Eukaryota; Metazoa; Arthropoda; Insecta; Diptera; Culicidae. The coding region runs from base 177 to 2123 and encodes 648 amino acids.